AUGCUCAACGACCAAUUGUACGAAGUAGUUGUGUCAUCAGAAGAAGUGCGUGGUGACCAAAAGAUUCGAAUAUUAGUUCCCCACGAAUAUGCAACUAGUGGUAAUACUCGCCGUUACCCCGUACUUUACUUAUUACAUGGUUCAUCUGGUGAUGCAGCAGAUUGGACGACAGUCGGUGAAGCUCAAGACAUCUGUGGUAAUGCAUCAUUAAUUACUGUUAUGCCGAAUGGUGAUCCAUUUGGAUUCUAUACUAAUUGGGUCAUUCCUGGUAAUGCUGCUCCACAGAAUUGGCGUACAUAUCAUAUGGAGCAACUGGUACCUUGGAUUGAUUUUAAUUUGCGCACAGUAGCUAAAAAAGAAGGUCGUGCUAUAGCUGGCCUUUCGAUGGGAGGAUUUGGUGCCAUUCGUUAUGCUGAACAGUAUCCUGAUAAUUUUGCUUAUGUAGCAGGUUUUUCUGGUGCACUUGAUUUACUUGAUAAGCGUGUUCAACGAGUCAUUCUUGAUUUGAUAAUUAUUGAUGGAAAACCACUUUUGGGUCCAUUUGGUUCUCCUUCUGAACCUUUGGAUUCAAGUGCAUGGUUCGCUCAAAAUCCAAUUACUCAUGCUGCAUCGCUACGUGGUGUAGCCAUAGCCCUCUAUACAGGCAAUGCUGAUGAUUUGGAAAAAAUACUGCGCGAUACGAAUUAUCGUUUGCGAGACGGGUUGAUUUCGUUGAAUAUUCCACUUUAUUUUGACGAUUAUGAAAAUGGACAAUCGAUUGGAUAUGGUUGUGACGGAGGACAUAAUUGGCCAUGUUGGAAUGCAGCACUUAUUGAUGUAUUACCUCGUAUGAUGAUUGUUUUGCAACAACAACACUAA
Molecule: messenger RNA, 858 nt
Organism: Didymodactylos carnosus
Lineage: Eukaryota; Metazoa; Rotifera; Eurotatoria; Philodinida; Philodinidae
Source: the annotation of a GenBank genome assembly